Molecule: messenger RNA, 700 nt
Organism: Phalaenopsis equestris
Lineage: Eukaryota; Viridiplantae; Streptophyta; Magnoliopsida; Asparagales; Orchidaceae
Exons: 2
Coding region: 101-478 (125 amino acids)
Source: RefSeq, a predicted model, not a curated record
AUUCAUUUCAGAAGUUUCUUUACUCUAUAAAUUCAUCAUCUUUACUCAUAUUCCUUCCAACCAAAGCCAGCAGCCUAAGAACAAGAACAACUCAUCAGCCAUGAAGCACUUGCUUCUGCUUCUGCUCAUCUCAUUGGGUUUGGCAGCCAUUUUCACCACCUCUGCUCGUGUUGAAGUUGGAGGUAGCAAACACAAUCAUCCAAAUUUCUUGAAGGAAGAAUUAGAAGUAAAGAACAACAAAGAAAAGAAGAUAAUUAGUCCUGCUGGCAGCACUAAUCCGACAUCAUCAAAGUUUGUUAAUGAUGACUUGAAGAAAGAAAAUAAAGAUAUAAAUAAUGGUGUUGGUGAUAAAUAUCUCACUGUUAGCAUUGAUGAUGAUGCAUAUCCAAGUGCUAAUGGAGCAUCCAUUGAUACACAUCAUAUGAUAUCUAUUGAGCAGUAUAAGAGGAUUAUCAGUGACAGACCAUUCCAUCCAUGAGAUGGCCAACAUCUACUGAUCAUCAUCAUCAGCUUGUUAUAUCUAUAUCUAUGGUAUUAUAUAUGCUAUGCUCAUAUAUGUGUGGAGCAUAAGACACUAUGGAUGUGUGCUCUAUGUGUUAUAUUUAUGUGUCUAAUGAGGGAGGUUGCAUGCAUGCAUGAAUCUAUGAUAUAUGAUGUUUAUUGAAGGUUUGCUUGGAUAUGAUAUAUAUAGUUUGUUGAA